Enhydra lutris kenyoni (northern sea otter) is the source of this 7036-nucleotide messenger RNA. RefSeq names its product sortilin 1. NCBI's taxonomy places the organism in Eukaryota, Metazoa, Chordata, Mammalia, Carnivora, Mustelidae. The transcript has 20 exons. Bases 1 to 2496 code for a protein of 831 amino acids. Gene Ontology annotation, biological process: endocytosis; vesicle organization; Golgi to endosome transport. The record is from RefSeq and is a predicted model, not a curated record. Gene Ontology annotation, molecular function: protein binding. Gene Ontology annotation, cellular component: membrane; Golgi apparatus.
AUGGAGCGGCCCCGGGGAGCUGCGGAUGGCCUCUCGCGCUGGCCCCACGGCCUCGGCCUCCUCCUUCUCCUCCAGCUGCUGCCGCCGGAGACCUUCGGCCAGGACCGGCUGGACGCGCCGCCGCCGCCCGCUGCGCCGCUGUCGCGCUGGUCCGGCCCCGUCGGGGUGAGCUGGGGGCUGCGCGCGGCCGCGCCCGGGGACCCGGUUCCCCGCGGCGGCCGUUGGCGCCGCAGCGCGCUCGAGGAGGACCAGGACUGCGGCCGGGUCCGGGACUUCGUCGCCAAGCUGGCCAACAACACGCACCAGCAUGUGUUUGAUGAUCUCAGUGUCUCAGUAUCCUUGUCCUGGGUUGGCGAUGGCACUGGGAUCAUUCUGGUCUUGACUACCUUCCAUGUACCACUGGUAAUUAUGACUUUUGGACAGUCCAAGCUAUAUCGAAGUGAGGACUAUGGAAAGAACUUUAAGGAUAUUACAAAUCUCAUCAAUAACACCUUCAUUCGGACUGAGUUUGGCAUGGCUAUUGGUCCUGAGAAUUCUGGAAAGGUGAUUUUAACAGCAGAGGUGUCUGGAGGAAGUCACGGAGGAAGAAUCUUCAGAUCGUCAGAUUUUGCAAAGAACUUUGUUCAGACCAAUCUCCCUUUCCAUCCUCUGACUCAGAUGAUGUAUAGCCCUCAGAAUUCUGAUUAUCUUUUAGCUCUCAGCACUGAAAAUGGCCUGUGGGUGUCCAAGGAUUUUGGGGGAAAAUGGGAAGAAAUCCACAAAGCAGUAUGUUUGGCCAAAUGGGGAUCAGAAAACACCAUCUUCUUUACCACCUAUGCAAAUGGCUCCUGCAAAGCUGACCUUGGGGCACUGGAAUUAUGGAGAACUUCAGACUUGGGGAAAAGCUUCAAAACCAUUGGUGUGAAAAUCUACUCAUUUGGUCUUGGGGGACGUUUCCUUUUUGCCUCUGUGAUGGCUGAUAAGGAUACAACAAGAAGGAUUCAUGUGUCAACAGAUCAAGGGGACACAUGGAGCAUGGCCCAGCUACCUUCUGUGGGACAGGAACAGUUCUAUUCUAUUCUAGCAGCUAAUGAUGACAUGGUGUUCAUGCAUGUCGAUGAACCCGGAGAUACCGGAUUUGGAACAAUCUUUACCUCAGAUGAUCGAGGCAUUGUCUACUCCAAGUCCUUAGACCGACAUCUCUACACCACCACAGGUGGCGAGACAGACUUUACCAAUGUGACCUCCCUCCGUGGGGUCUACAUAACAAGUGUGCUCUCAGAAGAUAAUUCCAUCCAGACUAUGAUCACUUUUGAUCAAGGAGGAAGAUGGAAGCAUCUGAGGAAGCCUGAAAACAGUGAAUGCGAUGCUACAGCAAAAAACAAGAAUGAGUGCAGCCUUCAUAUUCACGCUUCCUACAGCAUCUCCCAGAAGCUAAAUGUUCCAAUGGCCCCACUCUCUGAGCCUAAGGCCGUCGGCAUAGUCAUUGCCCACGGUAGUGUAGGGGAUGCCAUCUCAGUGAUGAUCCCAGAUGUAUACAUCUCAGAUGAUGGGGGUUACUCCUGGACGAAGAUGCUGGAAGGACCCCACUAUUACACCAUCCUGGAUUCCGGAGGCAUCAUUGUGGCCAUUGAGCACAGCAGCCAUCCUAUCAAUGUGAUUAAGUUCUCCACAGAUGAAGGUCAGUGCUGGCAAACCUACAUGUUCACCAGGGAGCCCAUCUACUUUACUGGCCUCGCUUCAGAACCUGGAGCUCGGUCCAUGAAUAUCAGCAUUUGGGGUUUCACAGAAUCUUUCCUGACUCGCCAAUGGGUCUCCUACACCAUUGAUUUUAAAGAUGUCCUUGAAAGGAACUGUGAGGAGAAGGACUAUACCAUAUGGCUGGCUCAUUCCGCAGACCCCGGAGAUUACGCAGACGGCUGCAUCUUGGGCUACAAGGAGCAGUACCUGCGGCUUCGCAAGUCAUCCGUCUGCCAGAACGGUCGGGACUACGUUGUGACCAAGCAGCCGUCUGUCUGUCCCUGCUCCCUGGAGGACUUCCUCUGUGAUUUUGGCUACUUCCGUCCAGAAAAUGAUUCCAAAUGUGUGGAACAGCCAGAGCUAAAGGGCCACGAUCUGGAAUUUUGUCUGUACGGCAGAGAGGAGCACCUGACAACAAAUGGGUACCGAAAAAUUCCAGGAGACAGAUGCCAGGGUGGCGUGAAUCCAGUCCGAGAAGUAAAAGACUUGAAAAAGAAAUGCACAAGCAACUUCCUGAGUCCUGAAAAGCAGAACUCCAAGUCAAAUUCUGUUCCAAUCAUCCUGGCCACCGUGGGAUUGAUGCUGGUCACAGUCGUAGCAGGGGUGCUCAUUGUGAAGAAGUACGUCUGUGGGGGAAGGUUCCUGGUGCACCGCUAUUCCGUGCUGCAGCAGCAUGCCGAGGCCAAUGGCGUGGAUGGCGUGGAUGCCCUGGACACGGCCUCCCACACUCACAAGAGUGGUUAUCAUGAUGACUCAGAUGAGGACCUCCUGGAAUAGCUCUUCAAAGCGGCUGGGACCGAGCACAGAUGAUGGAACCGCAGUACCUCUCACACGCCCUGUGGCUCCGACUUGGGGGGAAUAAAUUUCCCAUUGCGAGGGACCCAGCUCUGUUUCUGCUGCUUCCACCAAAGCCAAAAGGACCUGUGCUAAAGAAAUGUGGGCGGGUGGGGACCCGAAACACUCUCACGAUUGGCUCUGAGAAGUGGGGGAAUCUAAAUUCUUUAAUUUUUUAUUUCAAGUUCUGUCUUUUUGCAAAGUAUGGGUUCUUUUGGUUUUGUUUCUGUUUGGUAAGGGAAAUGGGAUUGGAAGGGAAUGUUUCACUAACCCCCCUCUUGCAUGUUUUGCAUGGCGCCUGCCCCCAGGCACCUGCCAGCCCCAGCAUCAACCAUCACCAAGUACUCGGCGCUGUCCCCGGGCUCUGCCGGCGACGCGGAGCAGCUGCUGAGAGGGACUCGGGGGCUGCGAUGACUGGCACGGCCUGGCGGCCUUUCCCCGGCCAGGGACAGCCCCACCCCGAGAGUGCUGCACACCAGCUCCUCACACACACCCCGCCUUUGCUUGCUUGCUCUUUUGGGGACCAUGGACCACAGUGGCGUCUCUUCCCCCCACCCCAUUUAAUUAGGCAAUACCCUCGUUAAUUGCCCUUUGGCAACUGACUUAACCCUGUGCUUCCAAGACACUAAAUCAGGAAAACUUAAAGGGCAAUAUUUUUAAGUUGGGGCAGGAAGAAGGGAGCAGCAGGGAAUUGACUAGGGUUAGCACCUAUUAAAGGACAAAUUCUUGCUUCUUCCAAGAUCUUUCCAGCCGUGCUUCGUGUCUGUGCCUGUGAACUUGCUCAAGGACAGGGUGAGGGCUUGCCCUGGAUAUCUGCCCAGGCUGUGGGGUCUCUCCACUGGAGCCGAGGGAGGGUGCCCGGGGUGGCCCCUGAGGACUGAACAUCACAGUCCUCCGUGUCCUCGUCCACCUGUGGGCACAGUGGCGAAUCCUUAGGAUGGCUACUUGCUUGCUUCCUCUUGGACUGCUGUUGUACAUGGAGCCAGGACGAGACAUGUUUUCAGAUUUAUAAACUAUUUUUUAAAAAUCACGAUUUUAUUACCAGGCUCUCUUCCUCACCUAUUUUCUCCAGCUUUGCCAACUAAUUUGUUGGCAUGAAACUUCUGGCCGAACCAACCGAAAACACAUGUGUAGUGUAGGUGAUGUUUUACCUCAUGCGUUAAGUUCGUAUUUUAAAUUUAAGGAAGUUUUCCACUGGACAUUUUUUCAGAUCAAGUUAACAGUAGAAUGUGGUGAGGUGGAGUUUUGGGUGGCCACACAGUAAUGGAAAGCUGCAAUAAUUCGUUUUAAAAGAGCUUGAAUAUUUGCUCUCCAGGUAUAUAGUAUAGUACAUUUUUGGUCUUAGUGUCCCUACUGUGCUGGCCACAGUUUCUCCCAGUAAUUACGGUUAGGACAUUCUUUGGUAACUGCCAGUUUGCUGCUAGUUCAUUUUAUGGUGAUAAAGUCACGAAAAAGUAGACGUGCCAAAUCAACUUUUGUCAGAAUGCGUGAGCAGAUGGCUGUGUUCUCUCCUCCCCAGAAUGGAUUAACAGCAGCAGGGAAAGUGGGAGAGGGGGUGGUUGGAGAAGGUUAGAGACUUUGAAGCUGCAGCAGGACUGAAUGAGUCAGGGAGCUUCAGUUGGGAAAUAAAGCUAGGGCAUUUUUUGUGAAGAGAAUUCGUAUUUGUUUGAGCCAUAGAGCACUGGUCUUUUAGGAAAAGCUCAUUCAUUUUGCAUAGUUUUUAAAUUUAAAAAUCCAAAGAUAGACCAGGUCACAAAUGAAAACGUGUCAGUCUUUCUCCCGGACACACUCACCUCCUGCCCAAAGUGAUUCUGAUGCCCAGAAAAGACCCACUCCUGCCGCACACCUUCUCCCUGCAGCUUAUACUCGCCUGGGCAGAUGUGUGCGUAUGUGGUAAUUCUCUGAUUUAUUUUAGGAUGUAGGAAAGUUUAUCUUCUUCCUUAACCAAAUAAGGUUAGAGCUCUGGGCUUCUAAGGGUAUCUGGGACUUCUGUAGAACUUGGCAAUUUUCAGAGCACUUUGACUUGGCAUUGUGUCAUUGGAAACUUAGAACAUUCUUGAUGAGACUUUCUCUUUGAAGGCCAGGGGUUUGUCGUCCCCAUUUUUCAGGAGACGGAGCUGAGGUACAAAAAGUGAGUAAAUGGUCCAGGGUCUCUGUGUGCAUGGCAAGCAGUGCCAGUCGGUUGUCUUUAGAGCUUUUGAACGUUUUUAUGUGUGCAGGGGCUGCGUGCCCAGGGCAUGCAGGGUUCCUGCAUACAGUUGCCUCUCUGUCCUUCAGGAGAGGGAUGGGUGGCAUCUCUGUGGGAGCAGUGUCGCUCCUUUUUGCCACUGUGAGAGAAAAUUUUUUUCUCCUGUUUUACAUGGCUUCAAAACAAAAAUUAAUGGUAAUUUUGAAUGUGUGUUUAGAAACUGCCCCUCAUCUAGAUGCAGGUGUGAGCUGUCCCUUGAUGAACUACCUUCUCCCUCUCCUUGUUUUCUCAUCCUCAUCUGUCUGGCUGGCUAGCUCGGUCAUUUGGAGAACUGCUAACAAGCCUGGCUCACCCCCUUCAUUGGCUAGUUAGCUUCCCAUCUCAGCCUGCUCACUCACAAAGGUAUGCCCUCAGCCAGCAAGUAUAACAGCCUAUUAUCCAUGAUGGCUUCAAAGAGAGAACGAUUCCUAAUUUGUUCUACUGAUGUUAGGUUAGGAGCAUUAUCUUUGAAAGUAAAGUGUAGCUUAUCAUUGUAUAAAAUCUCGGGCUUGAUGGUAGCAGAAGAGAUGAUUUCUGGAGGUUUCAGCGAUAGGGUUGAGCACCGUAAGAAAGGUUGGACACAUCAGACUGUCUACAGUGGUCUGAGCUUUUAAGUCCGGGUGGAGAACUCACCAUCCCUCACCUGUGAUCGGCACCUUGGCCCUAAGAGGGCUUUGGGUUGGUGACUCUAGAGGCCAAGGGUGUGUGCACCUGAGCUGGUAUUUGAAUAGGGAUCCCACUUAGGAGAAGAAAAAAGUCUGGAGAGUUCUGGCAGUUCUAAGCUGGGCUCAGAAGAUUCAAUAGAUGAGCUAUAACUGAAAUUUAGAACUUGCCAUCUGCCUCUGAGUAGGCUUUCCAGUGUGUACCUAAUUCCUAGGUUUGCCUCUGGGCCUCUCCAUGUCCAAGCUGGCCUUUCAUCCAUGACACAUUAGUAACAGGCUGGCCGCCUCCAGCCCUUGCACUGGCUCUCUACACUGCAGCUGGUUCUCCCAUGGCCUGGGUCACAGGACCAGGAUACAGAGGGAGUGCGGAGCCGUCCACACCCACCCCAGGUGGCAGGGCUGGCCGGAGUUUCUAAGGGUUCUCUAAGAACCCUGCCUCCACGCGCAGAGGUUGUGGAGCUCUCCCGGCUUGUUGGUAUUUCCUCCUCGCCCCAUCUGAAGUCAGAUGCUUGGAACUGCUAAAGUCAGAGCUUCAGCUUUUUGACUUUGCUACUACCUGGCCUCAAGCAGGGAGGUAAACAGGGACUUAAAUGUCCUUUGAACAAAACCAAAGUGUAAGACGUGCCGCAUGACGGAGUACUAGGGAGGGCCAGACCUUCAGCGCUGGCCUUCAGCAGGGGCCAGACAUUCGGUUUCAUCUGCCACCCGUGUACCCAGCGGCUCUGGGAGCACCGUCCUGUCUGAGCAGAGCCGGGCCUUGCCCUCGCGGAGGCUGACCGACACAGCAGGAGUAUGUUGGUUCCUUGGUUAUGUUGCAUUAUAACAGUAAGAGUCACAACAUUAAUUUGAAACUGUCUUCAACAACUGGCUGUAUGCAUUUUUUCACACCAGUACAUUCUUAAGCAUCCUCGUUUAUAUAGAAUAACAUAAACUAAUCUGUACGUUUAUAUAUAUAUAUGUACAUAUAUACAUGUAUAAACUGUAUAGUGUACAUGUUAAUGAUUUAUUGAUAUGUCCCAAAUCUUUCAUGCAGUUCUCAUCCUCUGCAUGCCCUCAGUUUGCGGUCGGGUGACUUGAAUGUUCCUCGAUGAUCCUGCCCACCUCCCGUGUUUGGACGUCUAGGGAAGGAGGGUUUUGGUCAUACCCUUCUUGUCCUCAUGCACAGAAAUGCUCAGGGUCCCCACGUGCCUGUUGUUCAACCCUCUCUUGUGUCUCGUUCCCUUUCUGAGCAUGUGGUCCCUCCCUGUCCUGUAACUUCUCUGCCCCCAUCCCCAGCUGUGGGACAGCUGCCUUCCUACUAAAGUGUAAAGCAGUAUUAACAUCAUUACUGCAUGUGCGCUAAAAACCCAAGUCUUCUGUUCCCUUGGGACAGAAAAUUGCAUGUGGGGUGGGAUAAUCAAGUUUCAGUGACCCAUGUCAGUUACCCAACAAAGCCAGACCCCAUAGCAAAAUUCCACAAAAUGGAAAUCAAACUUAAAUUUCUUUAUUAGCAUUGUGUAAAUAAAUCUGGAUGUGUUUAACUUUGUACUGGUAAUUUUCUGUAUAUUUGCAAUAUUUGGGUUAGAAAUAAAACAGACUGGACUUUGUUACCUGA